This is a messenger RNA of Rhopalosiphum maidis (corn leaf aphid), 1984 nucleotides long. RefSeq names its product baculoviral IAP repeat-containing protein 7-B-like. Gene Ontology annotation, cellular component: cytoplasm; nucleus. Gene Ontology annotation, biological process: negative regulation of apoptotic process; positive regulation of protein ubiquitination; regulation of cell cycle. The record is from RefSeq and is a predicted model, not a curated record. The coding region runs from base 176 to 1696 and encodes 506 amino acids. Lineage: Eukaryota; Metazoa; Arthropoda; Insecta; Hemiptera; Aphididae. The transcript is spliced from 11 exons. Gene Ontology annotation, molecular function: cysteine-type endopeptidase inhibitor activity involved in apoptotic process; ubiquitin protein ligase activity.
UAAUCAUUAUAAUAUAUAAUAUAAUAUUAUAUUAUUUAAUUCUUGUAAAAUGAACUAGUUGUACACAAAUUAAUUAAUUUUAAAUUCUUUGUUAAGAAAAAUGAAUAAUAUGUGUAAGAUCUAAUUGACUUAAACUACAAACAAAUAGUUAAAUUGUUAACGUUUAUUCACACUAAUGGAAUUGCCACAGUUGAUUGAUUUAAAAAAUGAAAGCAAUAGACUGGGUACAUUUACUGGUUGGCCAGUAUCAUUUAUCAUAACUCCAAAAAGUUUAGCAGCUGCUGGGUUCUAUUACACCAAGCAUACCGAUAAAGUUAAAUGUGCCUUUUGUAAUAUUUGUAUUUGUCACUGGGAAUUUGGUGAUAAUGCUGUCGAUGAACAUAAACGUCACAAUCCUAACUGUAGCUUUUUCCUUAGUCAAGAAUGUGGUAAUAUACCUAUUAUUGAAGGAAUUCAAUUGAGAGGAGAAUUUAUUGAAAAUCAUAAGGAAACUGGUGAACCAAUUGAUAUUCAAGGUUUGGGUGUAAGAGCACAUAGAGUAGCUUUUCAUUUAAAGUAUAAUUCAUUCAGUGCUCGAUUGAAAACAUUCAGAGGUUGGAAUAAUGAAUCACAAAAACCUGAAGAUUUAGCUACUGCUGGCUUUUUUUUUACUGGUAGUAAUGAUGAAGUUCGCUGUUAUUACUGUGAUGGAGGUCUUCAAAAUUGGGAGGUAGAUGAUAAUACAUGGGUUGAACAUGCAAAAUGGUUUCCAAACUGUGGCUUUUUAAAUUUAGUAAAAGGAGAACAAUUCUUGGAUGGAAGUUUAGUUGAAAGAUUUAAUGCACUUUUAAAUAGGCCUAGACCUGAUGACACAACAGAGGGACAAGUGGUUAGUAUACACCAAACCGAUAAUAUCUUACCAAACAAUAUGAGUUCUUCGACUAGAACUAAUGAGACCACUGAUCAGCAAAUUAGCGAUCUUAUGCUAUUACCUCCAGCACAAAUGGCAUUAGAGUUAGGCUUGCAACCAUCUCAGAUUCGACAAGCAAUUCGUAAUAAUCUGCAGGAUAUUGGUACACCUUUUCGUCCAAUGGAUAAUUUUAUGCGACAGGUUUUAAACCAAGAUCAAAAUUCAUUUUUUUCUAAUGGAGAUACAUUGACUUUGGAACAAAUUCUUCGGAGAGAAGAACCAGAACCAAUGGAUGGAAUAAGUAUUUCUCGUGAUGAUGAUACGUCUGAAGAAUCUAAUGCCUCUAGUAAUGAAAUUAAUAGAGAUGUGGUGUCUUUUAUGCCUGCUGUUUCUUCAAGUUCCAGUGAUUGCGAUUCUGAGAUAGAAGAAGCUGAAGAAGUAUCUGAAAUAUCUGAAAUAUCUGAACCUGUGGAUCAAAAUGAAAAUGAUACUUUUGAUAUUAACGAAUCUGCAUUUGUACCUGAAAGUGUUAAUUCCAGUCAAUCUAAUGAUAUUAAAAUUAAAGAAAAAGCUGAUGAACCAAUUGAUGAAUCUGCAAAUAAUAAAUUAUCUCAAAGAGAUUUAGAAGAAGAAAACCGUCGAUUGAAGGAAGCCCGCCUUUGUAAAAUUUGUGUUGAUCAAGAAUUGGGCGUUGUUAUGUUACCUUGUGCCCAUUUAGUUGCGUGCAUCACUUGUGCUUCUAGUCUACCAGAUUGCCCAUUAUGUCGACAGACCAUCAAGGCUACUGUUCGCACAUUCCUUUCUUAACGAUUUGCAAUAUAUUUACAAAAAACUUUACACUUAAUUCAUAUUUGUUGUGCAUAUAAAAACAUAAUACGUCUGAUGUAUAGAUUGUCUGUUGCUAUUUAUAUAAUAUUAUAUUGAAUGUUAACCACUAAAAGAAAAAAAUGAAAAAUUUGGUAGAAAUUUCACAUAUUUUAAUAUGUGAUAUGGCUGUUAUUUUGCUAUACUUAUAAUUGAUAAAUAAUUUUUUCCAACUAUAAUAUAUCAAUUUAGGUAGUACAAUUGAUAUUAUAACAUACACACAAACUAGUU